Molecule: messenger RNA, 1491 nt
Organism: Paramecium octaurelia
Lineage: Eukaryota; Ciliophora; Oligohymenophorea; Peniculida; Parameciidae
Source: the annotation of a GenBank genome assembly
UGAAUUUUGUGAAACAGGUUAUCCACUAUUCAAUAAUCUGUAGAAAUUCUUUAAAUAAUAAAAUAAUAAGGUUGUUUGCCUGAAAAUACCCUCAUCACUUAUAUUUUACUAAUUGGUCGAACAUUAAAGUACUUAAAUUCAAAAAGUAAACCUUUACUUCUUGAUAUUUAGAGAUUAUAUUAAGCCAUCCAAUAUCCUAAUCCAUGAUGGAGAAGUUAGACUGGCUGAUUGGCUAAGCAAACAUUAAGACAAAGAUGGAAUUUCAGAUUGGAUUUAUUGCAUAAAUCUCCAGAAUCGCUGCCAAAAAUGAAUACAAUUAUAAACAGACCUAUGGUCCCUUGGUACUCUGCUUUUUCGAAAUGAUUAUUGGUAUCCACUCAUAUAUUCCAUGGAAAUUGUACCCUUUAUUUAAUAGAAAUAGAUUUAAUUAGAAAAUCGCAAAAAUAUCUAAAGGAUUAUACCUUGAUGUUUAAACAUCGACUCUUAAUUGAUGCUAUUAGAAAUUUGUUAGCCUACAAACCUGCUUAUAGAUGUAAUAUUUAACAAAUAAAAAUCCACUCUGUUUUACAUUCAACUAUGGAUUCUUAACAAUUAGAAAUUGAGCAUACUAUGACAUUUUUGUACUUUUUAAAUCAACCGUAAGACUUAAAAAUAAUUAGAAAAAUAGAGAAUUUGGAGAUAAUAGCUUUCAUGCUUAAAAAUGGGACAUUACUCCUGAUAAAAGAAAAUAAGCCAGGCCUAAAUUAAAGUAAAGAAAUUAGAAGUAAAGUCACCGCUUUAUAUUUUAUUAAAAUAUUAAAUAUUUAGUAAUUUAUAGAAAUUUAAUAAAAAUAUUAUACUUUCAUCAAAAAAAACAUAAUUAAUAUACUACUUUAAUUUUUAUUAAAAGGUCCAGAAAGGAUUCAAUUUCCAUAACAUCCAUGUAAUUCUUUGAUAGUGCUGCUAAUAAUUUGUUUUGUAUAUUUAUCCUAUAAUCAUUACGAAUCAAGCUAUGCAAAAGAUUAUGCGAGUGUCACUAUUAGAAUUUAAGUUAACACAAAUCUUUAUCUAAUUUGCUUUUUCUUAAUUGAAAUGUAAAAGUUACUUUUAAGUUACGUAUAAAUCUAAAAAUAAAGUAAUAGAAAUUCAAUAAUAUUUCAAAAAAAGAAUAUGAGUUGUGAAAUAGAGUAAGAGGAAGAUUUGUAUGGGAUUUUGGCUUUAGUUAAAGAUGUUGAUGAAGUAUUCUUCCCUAUCAUAACUAAAAUAUUAAAAAGAAAGAAAAUUUAAGACUGUCUCGAAUUUCUUUAAUCAGACCAAUGUUUUGUAACUAUAGAAAAAUUAAAGUUAGAAAAUUUAUCUCUGACUGAUAAAGAAUUCAUUGUUGAAAAGAAGGAUAUUAGGAGAAUAAUUGAUGUGCUCAAAAAAAUUAUGGUUCAUUAAUUUAAUAAGCAAAAUUACCCGAUAGAUGAAGAAAAAAAUUAAGAAAGAUUUGAUCAUAAAAAUAUCAAGUGA